Molecule: messenger RNA, 1217 nt
Organism: Apodemus sylvaticus (European woodmouse)
Lineage: Eukaryota; Metazoa; Chordata; Mammalia; Rodentia; Muridae
Gene: Tmem220
Product: transmembrane protein 220
Exons: 6
Coding region: 24-395 (123 amino acids)
Source: RefSeq, a predicted model, not a curated record
CCUGCUCCUCCGGCUUCCGGGCCAUGGCGCCAGCUGUGGGUCCUUGGGCUCCUCGCUUGUGGCGGGCCUGCAACGCUCUCAUGGCAGCUUUCUUCGCUCUGGCCGCUGUGGUGCAGGUGAACGAUCCAGAUGCAGAGUUGUGGGUGGUGGUGUACAUGAUCCCAGCAGUACUCACCCUGCUUGUUGGGUUUAAUCCUCUUGUCACAGGCAACUUCAUCUGGAAAAGUGUGUCUGCGAUACACAUGCUGUUCUGCGUGCUGUGGGCUGGUGGCUUGGGGUACCACUUCUUGCUUCAUGCAAAGCAGAGCAUCCUAAAUGAGGAAGAAGGCAGGGAGCUGUCUGGUCUGGUGAUUGUCACAGCAUGGAUGGCACUGUGCCACAGCUCAUCCAAAUGAUCCUGUGCUGUGCUGUGCCACUUGGAGACUGAGCAUCUGUUUCUUGUGCCUGCCAGCAUCCUGCCCAACUCUUUCUAAGGAUAGCUCCUGACAUCUGGACAAUGGUUUGGAUUUUUGUGCCAUUGGAAUGAUUUUGUCUGCUCAUCUAAUUGAAAAUGACACCCCUAGAUCUUUGUUGUGACACCACACUCCACUUUUCUCAGUGACCCUAUUGCCCAGGAGAGAAUCUGGCUUUUGAUUCAUUUUCUGCUAUGGUAUAGAUAUGAAAUGUCUUUAUGGCUCGAGUGUUGAAGACAUGGUCACCAACUGUUGAGUUACUGGGAGGUGACACCAUCUUUUAGAGCUGAGAACUAGGGAGGGAAGUCAAGUCACGGAAGGAUGCCCUGGAUGGGAAGACCACAAGCUCUGCCCUCUUCUCUGACUUUGCUUUCAGGCUCUGAUAUGUAGGCAGCUUGCUCUGGUAUACAUUGCCUGUCACCACAUGCUGCUUUACCACAGGCCCCAGUGCAACACAGCCAAGGGACUCUGAACUAAACGCCUCCAAACCAUAAGCCUGGACAGACCUUUCCUCCAUGUAAGUUGAUUAUUAUAGGUAUUGACCAGUAAUGGAAAGCUAACAAAUUUAUGUAUUCUUAUCUGCCCUACACACCUAAUGCCAUGGUUCUCUCCAUUACAAAAAGCAUUCCAACAGCCCAUUCCAGAAUGGAUACUCAGUAUCUGCUCAAUGUCUGAAGUUUGAAUUACUUGUAACCAAUUUAUGUGACUUCAAGGUAUAAGGAUCCUGACCCUGAACAAUGACAAUAAACUUUUACCUUAAUCAUC